AUGUUGGAAAAAAUAUUUUGUUUAGUGUUCUUAGCAUUACUGGUAACUGUUGUUGAAUCCUCGGCAUUUUAUCGCCAUAGCUAUGGCAGAACCGAGAACACUGUGCAACAGAACACGUCUUUAAUUCGACAGAAGCGAGACGACGACGAAUGUAGUAUCAAUGAAUUCCAAUGCGAUGACGGAUUUUGUGUGCGUGUUAACAGCGAUUGCAACGGGGUGUACGACUGCUCAGACGGCAGUGAUGAAGCUUUUGUACUAUGCAGACAGAGAACAUGUUUUAAACUGCAGUUUAGGUGCAACUAUGGCGCGUGUAUCGAAAUGAGCAGGGUGUGUGACAAAGUGAGGGACUGCGUGGAUGGCUCCGAUGAACUGCUGCAUAGAUGUAAUGGCGGACCGUUAAUAGUUGGGGAACAUUUUACAUGUCGAAAUGGUCAAUUAAUACCGAAAGCCGGCCGUUGCGAUGGCGUCGUCGACUGUGCUGAUGGCUACGACGAGAGUAUCGCUGCUUGUGCCGAGUUCACUUGCCAGUCCGGUCAGUUCCAGUGUGAAUAUGGGGGGUGCGUCGAUGGCAGCGCCAAGUGUAAUGGCACAGCUGAAUGCCGUGACGGAUCCGACGAACAACUUGGGCUAUGCGGCAAAUUGGCUUAUGUCAAAGUUAGCGAUCUCACCAGCACUACUACGGAGCCUCCUGUGAGCAGUAACAAAUGCAUACUGCCGCGUCAACCAGAAAACGGAGUCUACAAGGUAAUCAGCGAGACCAACUCCAGUGACGCCGACUACGUGUACUUAAAGUACGAAUGUUAUUCAAGGUUCAAACUUGUCGGCGAAUCUAAAAUCUUAUGCUGGAGAGGCGUUUGGCCAGUGAAAAUGCCAUACUGUGUUCAAACCUGUCCGUUGGCAAAGCAUCCUAGUAUAGAGUACCAGUGCACCGAAGAAGGUACCGAAAGGCCCAGGGAAUGCAACGACGAGGAGAUCGACGGGACAAUCAUCAAGCCACUCUGCAAACAGCCCAAUUAUUAUUCCCCAGUGGAAUUGCCUUACAUGCAAUGUAAUCAAGGAAGCUGGAGCUCUGGACCUAUUUGCGCGGCAGAAUGCGGCACGCUAACGGUAAAACUUACACCUCUUGUGCUGGGAGGGGAGACAGCAAAUUUUGGUGAUGUACCAUGGCAUGUCGGUAUAUACAACAAGAAUUCAACCACGGGAGUACACGAGCAAAUCUGUGGUGGUUCGUUGAUCAGCAACUUUGUCAUAUUAACAGCUGCCCAUUGCUUUUGGAACGAACACAAAAAAAAGAUUGAGGACGAAUCUAACUACGCAGUGGCUGUUGGAAAGUUUUAUCGGGAAUGGUAUAAUCCCAAAGAUGAACCCUACGCGCAAAAAUCAAAUAUAUCAAAAAUUGUGGUACCGAAGCUGUUUCGCGGUAUAGAACUGGACUACCAUCACGACAUCGCGGUAGUGAUAGUCUCGACACCAUUCAUAUAUAAGUGGUACGUUCGACCGGUUUGCUUGGACUUCAACGAGGAUUUCAACAACGAUCAACUGAAGAGCGGGAAAUUCGGGAAGGCGGCUGGUUGGGGUCUCACUACCGAGUAUAGAUGGUCACAGUCCCAAGAACUGAAAGUAAUAGACCUGCCAUACGAGGACGAAGAGAGAUGCCUGAACGUGACUUCGCGACCGUUGCUUCAGUACGUGGUAUACGACAAGAUCUGCGCCGGGACGUUAGAGGGUGAAGCUCUAUGCAGAGGUGACAGCGGUGGCGGGCUGGCUUUCCCCUCGGAAAUAUCCGGGGUGGAGAGAUAUUAUCUACGAGGGAUCGCUUCCACAACCCCCUUGCUGCGUAACGACAUGUCGUUUUCAGUAUUGCUAGUAGCCGUCAUUGCGGCUAAAGAUGAUGUGUCUACCGUUAGGAAUGCAGGUCAUGGUACACUCAUGGAAUUAAAUGGACGGAAGAGACAAGCGAAAAUCUCUGUAAAUGUUUGUUUGAAAGAACAAUGGCAGUGUCGCGAUGGAUCCUGUAUCAGCAUCGAUAGUAUAUGCGAUGGCGUCGUCGAUUGCCCGGACAGUAGUGACGAGACCCAUGCACUUUGUAGGAAGAUGCGUUGUCCACCUCAUUUAUUCCGCUGUACGUAUGGCGCAUGCGUGAACGGUGCAGCUGCUUGCAACGGUAAAGUGGAGUGUGCCGACUCGUCCGACGAGUUGAUACCGCAAUGCCUAGAUGAAAACUCUGAAGUCAAUGGACAGUACAAAUGCCGUAAUGGGGAGUUGAUCCUUGCUGUGAAACGAUGUGAUGGCGAUGCAGAUUGCGCUGAUGGCUCUGACGAAACAGUUGAAUCCUGUGGGGCGAUGGUGUGCCUCCCCUACCUGUUCCAGUGUGCAUAUGGAGCCUGCGUUAAUAAGGGAGCUGACUGCGAUGGGAAGAUAGACUGCGCUGAUGGAUCCGACGAGGCUAUAGAACUCUGCGGCGCGACUUCAACAGAUGUUACAGCAACACCUCCGAAGCCUACAGACAACUCUGGCGGUUCUGCGUGCAUUCUGCCCAAAUAUCCAAAGCACGGUACAUACAGGGUGCUCGGGGCACGUGGUGUUUUCCCCGGAGAAGUGUAUUCCAAUCCGAUUCUCGACGUCCGUUGUGAACCUGGAUACGUGUUGAACGCAACUAGCAACGUUUAUUGUGUUGAUGGCGUUUGGUUCGGCGAUAUGCCACAUUGCAUCCGGCAAUGCAAGCUAGUUCCUAACCCAAGCGUGAGUUACACGUGCAUGACCGUCGAACACAACGUGAUGAGUUCCUGGGCCUGUAAAGAGUACGAGGUGGACGGCACCAUCGCUGUUCCAAAAUGCCAGGAGAACUAUCAUUACACUGGCAUAGCUCCGAACGCGAAGUGCGUUAAUGGACUGUGGGAAAACCUUAUCACCUGCAACCCAGAAUGUGGAACUGUUGUACCGAAAAGCAACCAGCUUAUGAUAGGUGGCCGUGAAGCGGAGCGUGGUGAACUGUCAUGGCAUGCUGGUAUCUACCAAAAGUCAAGGUCAUUCGAACAGAUAUGCGGAGGCUCACUCGUCAGGAAAAAGGUCAUCAUAUCCGCGGCCCAUUGCUUCUGGAAUAGUAAUAAGGAGACAAAAAUGCCGUCAUCCGACUACGCGGUAGCUGCGGGGAAAAUAUAUAGAUCAUGGAAUGAUAAACGCGAGAAUGACGUACAGAAAAGAGAUGUCAGCGAUAUAAAAAUUCCAAAACGAUUCAGGGGUCCCGAAACCAAUUAUCAAGACGACAUUGCUCUGAUCUUCGUGGAAACAGCAUUUGAAUAUACUCAAUAUAUUCGCCCAGUUUGCGUUGACUUUGACGAAGCCUUCAACAGUGAGCAAUUAAGACCUGGACAAAAAGGAAAGGUUGCAGGUUGGGGCUUAACAAACCCUAUAGGUAUACCUUCUGAAGUACUACGAGUUGUGGAACUGCCCGUGGUGGACAUUGGAAUCUGUUUAGACAGAUCGCCCCCCGAUUUCAAGGCGUACAUCACCAGCGACAAGAUCUGCGCCGGAUUUUAUAAUGGCACGGCGUUAUGCAAGGGCGACAGCGGAGGCGGGCUUUCCUUCUCGGAUCUAGAUCGUGGGAAACUGCGUUACUAUCUGCGGGGAAUAGUCUCGACCGCACCCAGGAAUGACGACGUUUGCAACUCACAAACUAUCACCGCAUUCACAAUGAUCAUGUCUCAUAAAGUUUUCAUCAAUAAUAACGUUAAGGAAAGUAUUUAA
Molecule: messenger RNA, 3747 nt
Organism: Parnassius mnemosyne (clouded apollo)
Lineage: Eukaryota; Metazoa; Arthropoda; Insecta; Lepidoptera; Papilionidae
Source: the annotation of a GenBank genome assembly